AUGAGGACUUUAAUAUUGGUUGUGUGUAUUCUGGGAGCAGCCCUGGCCAUGCGGGAUCAGUCGAUUGCUGUCAAAGGUUUGUAUCUUGAUUCUUAUUUACUCAUUAUCAUCUGUCUAGAAGGGCUUUCUGAGAACUUGAGGUUGAUUUUUGAAUUUUAAUUUUUUAGCAGAAAGGUUUUUUGAAGCCGGACCGAACACAGUUCUGGGACCAAAGUUUAAAAAAAAACCUGUUUUUAAGUUCUCAUCCUAUCAGCUGAAUUUAAUAGAUCAUGAGUUGAAGCCAGAAUGUUUAGUUUCUCACACAAAGAAAAAGAAUUGAAUGUUUCAGUUUAUAGGCAAAAACUUUUCAUCAACUUUCCUCACAAAAAAAUCGAAUUGAACAAGAAGAUCGGUUCGAAAUCAAAGCGCUUUGAUUACCUAAAUGAAGAUUCUGAAGACUUUUCUUCUUUGAGAGUUUCCAGUAGAAUGACAGAUCAGAUCUUUUUUCCCCAAUGAGACUCUGAUUCAGGACAGCUACUCUGUGGAAACAAGCCUGCCAGCAACGUUCGGAUCAAGUUGUGGGAAGAAGACUCCGGCCCAGAUCCGGACGAUCUUCUGGAGGCCGGCUACACCGACGGAGACGGCCGAUUCCAGCUCCAAGGAGGUUUUUCUCACUUCCUUUUUGCAUCAAGCUGUACUGAAAAUCGCAGGAGAAGCCGAGCUGACCCCGAUCGACCCCGUCUUCAAGGUUUAUCACGACUGUGACGAUGGAAUCAAGGUUUUGUGAUUUUUACAGCUUUUAGACUUAUAGACAACAAUUCAAAAAAGAAACAAAUUUUUUCUAGAAAUACCACUUUUGCAGCCUGGUUCCCGAAAAGUUAAAUUCAUUCUUCCUAAAUCCUACAUCACUGCCGGCAAGGUCCCCAAGAAAGUUUUCGACAUUGGUCAGUUUAUUUUGUCAUAUCAUUGAUCAUAAAAUAUUUUAAGGCGUUCUUAACCUCGAAACCAUCUUCCCGAAGGAGGAACGUGAACUUUUCAUCUCUCGAAAACGUCGUGACGACGACUGGGAUGAUUAA
Caenorhabditis auriculariae is the source of this 1055-nucleotide messenger RNA. NCBI's taxonomy places the organism in Eukaryota, Metazoa, Nematoda, Chromadorea, Rhabditida, Rhabditidae. The record is from the annotation of a GenBank genome assembly.